Messenger RNA from Spathaspora passalidarum NRRL Y-27907, 1893 nucleotides. Its product is annotated as beta-mannosyltransferase. NCBI's taxonomy places the organism in Eukaryota, Fungi, Ascomycota, Pichiomycetes, Serinales, Debaryomycetaceae. The record is from RefSeq and is a predicted model, not a curated record. Gene Ontology annotation, molecular function: mannosyltransferase activity. The transcript has a single exon. The coding region runs from base 1 to 1893 and encodes 630 amino acids.
AUGCCACUUACUCCAGUUAUGCCUGUCAAGGGGUUGCGCUACCUCGUGCUCGCAUUGUCGUUCGUGCUUCUUAUGUCCAUAACAUAUAUUUCUACGGAUACUUUUAGCACAACAUUAAAAUCAUACCACGAAACAUACAAGUCAUACAGGUUCAGCAGUCAACCAAACAUCAAGCAAGUUACCUCGUUUCUCGAUUCUCUUGUUAUAUAUCCCAAAACUGAAAACUUAAAAUAUGAACAAACAGAUUUUGUCGUGCAGUAUGCUGGUGACUCCUCGGGAUUAUCUACAACCAUUGUCGAGGACGAGUACAAGAACCACACUCUUUCAAUAUUCAUGUCAGAAAUCCAAUCGGACGAUUGCAAAGCCAUUAAUGUCAAGGAAAAUAUCGGCAUCAACAACUAUCUCACACUUCCAGACAACCUCGCUGAGAUGGCGCAGAUCUUGCAGGAUCAGCUUGACAACGAGGACGCGUUCAAGCAUAUUGCGCCCUUUUUCGAAAACAAGAUACCGAACAUGAUCGCAGCACGUAACGUAUCCAAGCAUUUCUUCAAAUUUGUUGGUACAUCGGUGUGGUUAAAAGAGUACGGCGUUCAUCUUAUGGUUAGUCGAGUAUUAUUCUCACGCCGAGGGAUCAAAUGGGAUCCCCAAAUUUCAUUGAUGUAUGCACAAGUAUACAAUGAAGACUGGCAGGAGUUGCAUAACGUUAAGUUAAAGAUCCCAAAUAGGAACGGCGGCGGCCCACAAACCAUGAAAUUCCCUUCAUUCCUCCGUGUCCCAUUCAACUAUGAUUCCAGCCGAACCGCGAGAAGAUGGUAUGGUCCAGAAGAUGGCCGGAUCUUACUCAUACAAAACGAAUACGGCGUUGAGGAACCAGUGCUUAUUUUCAAUUCACAUACACGAAUGUUGGAGACGACAGGCGGUGAAACCGAGGAAGUCUUCUACAGAUCUAUAUUCAUGGGAUGGGUAUUCCAAGAACAAAUCGGUAAGGCAAAUGUUGAUGGUGAAGAAGAUAUACGAUUUGACAAUACGAGAUACAUCAAAGUACGUCAGUUGCAAAUUAUCGGCGAGGAGCGCAACCAAAUUGAAAAGAACUGGACACCGUUUGUUGAUGUCAGCGAGCGAGACAAGUUCGAUCGCAACCUUUACAUUGUAUAUGACUGGCACAAUUUGCAAAUCCUCAAAUGUGACUUGUACAAUUUAACCCUGGACAGAUUCAGCAACUGUGAGCGGGUAUAUAAUGCUGGAACACCCCAUUCUAAAAUCGGGGUGAUUCGAGGAGGUACAGAACUAAUCCCGCUAAGCAGCGUUCGUGAAACUGGAAAUCAGCUUUGGAUAGGGUUUGUUCGGACCCAUAUUAAUAGAUGUGGGUGUGGAAGUUCAAUGUACAGACCCCAUCUUGUAAUUCUCCAACGUGCCGGUCACAACUAUAGAGUGACACACAUGUCAUCGUCCAUUUCGUUUGAUAUUCCUGGAUUAGGCGCAGGAAGAACUGCAGGGUUAUGUGGGAAACGUGAUCCAAAUAUUUUGAUUGCCAAUGGGAUUUCCAAUUGGGAAUUGGAUGAGAAUACAGGAAGUGAUUAUUUGACAUUGACGUUGAGCACCGGUGACGAGUACAAUACUCUCGUUCAUAUCAAGGACCUUGGCAAGAUGAUUGAAAGGUUAGACUUGGAUGUUGCGUAUGAAGAAGAGAAUACUUCAAUGAGAGGUUGUGUCGUUAGUGCAGCUUUUGAUUUCUGUAAAGCAUUUGGUAUAGAGAUGGAUGAGUUAGGAUUAACUCAAGCUGCCAUGGAUCGAGCUGAGAAAGAAAAGCAAGCAAAAGAGAAAGAGGCAAAACAGAAAGAGGCAAAGGAGAAAGAGGCAAAAGAGAAGCCGAAAACACCCAAAUAUACAUAG